Molecule: messenger RNA, 3223 nt
Organism: Megalops cyprinoides (Indo-Pacific tarpon)
Lineage: Eukaryota; Metazoa; Chordata; Actinopteri; Elopiformes; Megalopidae
Gene: mmel1
Product: membrane metallo-endopeptidase-like 1
Exons: 22
Coding region: 247-2499 (750 amino acids)
Biological process (GO): protein processing
Cellular component (GO): plasma membrane
Molecular function (GO): metalloendopeptidase activity
Source: RefSeq, a predicted model, not a curated record
CGCACCGCUGUCCGUGAGGUCGAUUGCUCUCCCUGGGCGACGAGUACAAGUCGAUAACCAUUCGGGUUCUGUACUCUGCGCUUUAGUUUUUACAGACAAACAUCCUGUGAAGAACAGCUUGUAUGCUAGAGACCUUUACCUUAUUCUUUUGCUGUCAGUCACAUACUAGACCACGCAGCCUGUUGCGCACACACAGACUCAGACUGUUACAACACAUCCAGAAAAAAACUUUGUUAAUCACCGAGAAUGGGCAAAUCUGAAAGUCAGAUGGACAUUGUGGAUAAGUCUACCACACCGGGGAAGCGCCGCUGGACCGUGGUGGAGAUCGGACUCUCCGUGCUGCUGUUGCUGGUCAGCUGCGCGCUGGCCGGACUCGUGGUGGUGUACACCUCCUCUUUGAAAGGGUCAUUGCAUCGCCGCAGUGUCAACAAUAUGUGUGUCACCCCAGAGUGUGUAACUGCGGCCUCCAGGCUGCUCCGGAACAUGGACCCAGCCGCCGACCCGUGCCAGAACUUCUACCAGUACGCGUGCGGGGGCUGGCUGGCCCGGCAGGUCAUCCCGGACCCCAGCUCCCGGUACAGUGUGUUCGACAUCCUGCGGGACGAGCUGGAGGUGGUGCUGAAGGGGAUUCUGGAGGCAGAGAGUAAAGUGGAUCGGGACGCCUUCAGGAAAGCCAAGACUUUGUAUUCAUCCUGCAUGAACGAACGCCUGAUUGAGCAGCGCGACUCGCAGCCCUUGCUGAAGCUGAUUGACUCCAUAGGAGGCUGGCCAUUGGCCUCAGAGGGGACAGCCAGGGCGGCCUGGAGUCUGGAGGACACCCUGGCCACCCUCAACUCCCGUUUCUACAAGAAGGUGCUGCUGGACCUGUUCGUGUGGACAGACGACCGCAACUCCAGCCGCCACAUUGUCUAUAUCGAUCAGCCAGGACUUGGAAUGCCAUCAAGGGAGUAUUACUACAACGAUGGAAACUACAAAAAGGUUCGAGAGGCGUACCUGCAGUUCAUGGUUGCCAUGGCGAGGAUAAUGCGGGAGGAGAGGAAGUUGCCCCGCGACGAAGACCUCGUGCAGAAGGAGAUGACACAGGUGUUGCAGCUGGAGACUGACAUUGCAAUCGCCACGUCACCUGUGGAGGAGCGGCAGGACGUCACGCUGCUGUACAACAAGAUGACUCUGAGCCAGCUGCAGGAGGCCUUCGGCCUGAAUGGCUUUAACUGGACCCGCUAUGUCCAAGCUGUGCUGUCCAGCGUUGGCACGGAGGUGCAGCCCCACGAGGAGGUGGUAGUGUACGGUGCCCCCUACCUGCAGAGGCUUGGAGACGUGCUUAUCAAACACGACACCAGGACUCUGCAGAACUAUGUCACCUGGCAGCUCAUCAUGGAGAGAGCCAGCAGCCUGAGUCGCCGCUUCAAGGACACCAGCGCGCAGUACAGGAGGGCACUUUUCGGGACGAACGUGGAGGAGGCCCGCUGGCGGGACUGUGUGCGCUACGUCCAGAGCAGCAUGGAGAACGCUGUGGGAGCGCUGUACGUCAGAGAGGCCUUCGCUGGAGACAGCAAGCGCAUGGUGAGUGACCUCAUCAGUAAGGUGCAGGAGGCAUAUGUGGAGACCCUGGAGGAGCUGAGCUGGAUGGACUCCCAGUCAAAGGAGAAGGCCAGAGAGAAGGCCCUGGCCAUCCGAGAGCAGAUCGGCUACCCCGACUACAUCCUGGAGGAGAGGAACCCCAAACUGGACGAGGAUUACGCCCAUCUGAACUUCAGUGAGGAGAAGCACUUUGAGAACAUCCUGCAGAACCUCCAGGCCAUGGCACACAGAGCACUGAGGAGACUGAGAGAGCCUGUGGACCCAAACAUGUGGAUCAUUGGACCUGCGGUGGUCAAUGCUUUCUACUCGCCCAACAGAAAUCAGAUAGUGUUCCCGGCUGGGAUCCUGCAGCCCCCGUUCUUCAGUAAGCAGCAGAUCCAGGCCCUAAACUUCGGAGGCAUCGGCAUGGUGAUCGGGCAUGAGAUCACUCAUGGCUUCGACGACAACGGGCGGAACUUUGAUAAAGACGGGAACAUGUACAACUGGUGGAGCGACUUCUCUGCGCAGCACUUUACGGCACAGACCCAGUGCAUGGUGCAGCAGUACGGCAGCUUCAGCUGGAAGAUCUCAGGACAGAAUGUCAGUGGCAUCAGGACAUUGGGUGAAAACAUUGCCGACAACGGAGGGAUCCGGCAAGCCUACAAGGCGUACCUGAAGUGGGUGGAAAAAAAUGGGGAGGACCCUGCUUUACCUGGCUUGGACCUCAAUCACAAACAGCUUUUCUUCCUGAACUUUGCCCAGGUCUGGUGUGGCUCCUACCGGCCUGAGUAUGCCAGCCAGGCCAUCAAGACAGAUUCACACAGCCCCCUGGAGUUCAGGGUGAUGGGUUCCCUGCAGAACUUUGAAGCAUUCUCCGAGGUGUUUCACUGUAAACCCGGCAGUCCCAUGAACCCCAAGGUGAAAUGCAGGGUGUGGUAGCCACGGCAACCUCCCCUCCAUAGCUGAUCAUUUUUCGCGGAUUGGACCAGUGGCCGGGUGGCGGCAUCCCUGACCACCAUCUUGAGAUCACACCACUGGGGCAGCCAAUCACAGCGCAUGGUGGGCAUGGUAUGGAUUAUUAUAGGACUACGGAACUCUCACUGUCUGAACACUAAGCGUAAAGACUCAUUUCCGAAGGCUAAAGGUAGCAUUAUGCUGCCAUUUAGCAUGGACCCUCAUCUGGUGCUCUCAGCAAAGGGGAAGGGGGGAGGAACAGCAGAUGUGCAAUCUGUUUGCCUCCCGCUCUUGAGGUGCGGGGUGUUGCUGUUCUUGUUUACGAGUGAGCUUGCACAAACAGCUGCAUCGGAGCGCUAAGGGCACUGCAGGCGGGGGCUUCCCUGCUGGAGCCAUUAUGAGGAGAGAGAACAGCGUCUGCUGGCUUCCGCCGCCUCCUCAGACCCUGUGGCGUGUUGCCUGCUCUGGCAACACUGCCCCCUGCUGGUCAGACGGAGAGGUAACGGCACUCCUGUGGUGAGAGAGGCUCGGAGGCCCACAGGGGCUGUGUGCUGUCACAAACCCACAUUCAUUUUCUGUCUUUAUGCAGCCUGCGGGAGUUUCGCUGAGAGAGGACGUUUAACAGCCUCUCUGUGUUCACAAAAACACUGCAGUGAGGAAAGAAAUGGAAAAGAAAGCAAGCCAGCCCUCCUCUUUCUACAAGGCCAAU